AUGGUUUCCAACAACGCCAUGAAAAUAAAACCAAACGACGUAAUAACGAACCAAUCAGAUGCCUUGGCGUACGACACGUUAAUUACACUAUCGUUGAUUCCAUCAAGAAGAAAGACUGUUGAUAGAAUCAUCGUUAUUUCUAGGGCAAGACGAUCGGCAAUGUUUGAUGACUCCAUGAAGAAUGCUAGCCAGGAGAGGAUGACUAAGAAAGACGCUGGGAUGUACACUUGUAAUAUGUAGUAGCCAGCUCGUCGUUGGAAUGAUAGUGCCACGGUAAAUUUUGACAUAGAUC
Paramuricea clavata is the source of this 292-nucleotide messenger RNA. The record is from the annotation of a GenBank genome assembly. NCBI's taxonomy places the organism in Eukaryota, Metazoa, Cnidaria, Anthozoa, Malacalcyonacea, Plexauridae.